AUGGUGCUAAGGAUGGCAAAACUCAGUGACGAUGACGACUACGAUGCCAGCGAUACCUCUUGGAAUGCACCACUUCCAUGGUCCGACUUUGGAAAUGAUCAUGCAUACAAUGGACUCCGAACUAGACGUCUUCCUCCAAGUCUUCCUACCAAUUUGCCCAAGUUACGAAAACAAGGUCAACCAACCUCUAUACAGCGAAAGGAGCCUGCGACCACACAAAAGGCCACAUCAUCUUGGUCUUCAUGCCUUGGAUAA
Protopolystoma xenopodis is the source of this 255-nucleotide messenger RNA. Lineage: Eukaryota; Metazoa; Platyhelminthes; Monogenea; Polystomatidea; Polystomatidae. The record is from the annotation of a GenBank genome assembly.